Molecule: messenger RNA, 4994 nt
Organism: Phytophthora nicotianae INRA-310
Lineage: Eukaryota; Oomycota; Peronosporomycetes; Peronosporales; Peronosporaceae
Exons: 1
Coding region: 99-4850 (1583 amino acids)
Molecular function (GO): protein binding
Source: RefSeq, a predicted model, not a curated record
AUAUUGAAUAACGGUUUUUUUUUUUAUGGUGUACCAGAUUGGUUUUAGCAUUCUCGUUUUAGUUCACUCUUGUGUUCUCUCAUUGUGGAAACCCAAGCAUGACGCGUAUGCAAGUUGAGAUCCGUCUGGAAUCCCCGAAGAAAGCCACAGCAACAGUUGAGCCUCCGCCUUCUUACGAGCUGGCGCAGAGUAUGCCUUCAAGAGCAGUGGUAUCGCUUUCAGCUUACAGGAUGCGGUCGAAUUGUACCAGCCUAAGAGAUGCAGAUCUCGAGUCGUUAGUCGACUUAUUUGAAUCUGUCGAAUGUGAAAAUGUUUGUGAAAAGAAUAGAGAACAGAAUACGGACAAACUACCAGAAUGUGCAGUUGGGUUGACACGAAAUGAAGCAGAGAAUGCUGAUAGUGGCGGAAGAAAUGGAGAUGGAGGCGAAGCUGGUCCGGCAGAUUCGAGUGAUUUUGGCAAGGAGGAUCAAGAACAGCGUUCAUUUGGUGACGUUGAAGGCACAGCAAGGAGAAAAGAACGACCAAACGUGAUGAGGAGGGAACGAGAUCGCCAAAGCUUAAUCUACUAUGACCAACAUACGUACACUGUCAUCGCGCGUCUGCGUGCCGUGAACAAGCAUUUAAAUCACCAAUUAGAGCAACAAAAUAAAUUAAUUGUGUCUAUGGCCGAAGAGAAGAAGCAGCAGUUGUAUCUGAUCGAGAGUUUACGGACUGAAGUCCAGAUGCACAAGCAGACACUUCGCGCUCUACACCCCUCCACUCCAAAGACACAUGAGUCAUUAUUACCAGUCGUACCAAAACCACCACAAGUUAACUCACGAGACGAGAAUGAUGAAAACUCAAGAGCAAAACCACCUCAUUCCGUUGUUUCUCCGUUUCGACAACCUUCGCGCACUUAUCCAAGAAAGAGUCCACGAGUUAGAACAGCUCCAGAAUAUCAAGGCAGGCCUUGCAGUGGGAGACAGUCUCAGGACUCGCACUUGGAAAUGUACAUGACCAAACUGGAGAAAUAUGAAGAAGAACGUAAAGAUUUACAGCAGCGUCACGCGCACCAACUAGCCAAUUAUUCUCACGAACUUUCACGCUUAGAACGACUUUUAGAAAGAGCACACGUGGCAAUUCAAGAGAAAGAUAACGAGUUGCGGCUCCAUCGCACUCGACAACUCUAUUGUACCACAUCAACACGACCAAGUACCGCAUCGACUCCUGUGCGUAGAAGAAAUAGUAAUUCUGGAAUUACUACAACGCCUAACGGAGAAAUUUUGCAAGUGAAUAAUGUUUUUUCGGACGAUAUUUGGAAAGGAUUAUUGCCCAGUGAUAUCACUACGGACAUCUCUCGUAAGACGGUCUCUGCCUCCACUUCAUCAUUACCUUCCAUGUCGUUUACUUCUCAUGUGGGCCAAGCAUUCGAGCAACUUCUUAGUCACCAACUCAUGGCUUUACACGACAGUACACUGGAUCGAAGUACACGCGAUUGGCUUCGGGAAGUGAAGCUCUGUGGCUUGCAAAUGUCAUCUCUGCAUCAGUCUUUCCAAGUCAUGGCUCGCUCUCUUCAACGCGUGGCUGAGUGCACGCACAUCUAUCAACUCGCUGAGAGUUUAACGGAAGAAUGUCGUGAAUUACUACACGCUGAACAAGUUUUGGUACUGGUAGUUGACAAGUCAGAGCAAGAAUUCUGGUGCCGUAUGCCGCGUACUGAAAAUAACGUAGAGAAAAUGGGUACUGUGCGCUCUGCAUUGCCACAUCUGAUCAAAGCACCAAGCUCAAAACGCCCCAUUUCAGCGUCAAUACCAAGUGGCUUGGCAGCAUUCGUGUAUCAUACAAAGCGAGCAUUGCUCCUCCCUGCAGGGCACAUGAUGAAGCACCAAAACUACUCUACAGCAACCGAUAACGCUGAUCGUUUGGUGACGCACCCGCACGCCUCGACUCUUCUAAUUCCUAUAUCGCACGACAAUCACGUUGUAGCUGUGGUUCAAGUAUCAGGUAAACUCGCUCAAGUGCAGGCGUUGGGGCUUUCGAUCGCUCUCGAAAAAUGCGACGCUUUUACUCCACAAGACCAGGCUUUAUUAACGCUAUUGUGUCACUUUUCGAGUGGAUUAUUCCCCAAAGUCGCGUAUUUUACCGACGUUGAGAGCAACAAAGUGAACGAAGAAACUUUCAUCCAGUUGGCUCCCGAGAUUUUCACGUGUCUCCACUUCGACGAACUGGGCAAAGUUGUAAUCGAAAACGCGAAAAGUAUCUUGGAUGCAGACCGUUGUUCCCUUUUCGUUGCUGACAAUGCAACUCGCACACUUCACAACUGGCACAGCGAUAUCAGUGGUGCAGGUGUUAAAGUUUACCAAAGAUCAGCGCAAAAAGCAAGUACUGGAAUGACAAUUCACUUUGGACAAGGGAUUGUCGGUUUAGUCGCUGAAACACAAGCGACCAUCAACAUUCCCGAUGCGUACGAGGACCCACGAUUUAACUCCGCGUGGGACAAGAAGACGCAUUAUCGUACUAAAAGUAUGUUAACUGUGCCUAUUAUUUCUAAUAUUACGAUGAAUCCUAAAUCUAGGACUGAACAGGCUUCAGGGGAGCCUUCAAACGACCAGACUCUGCUCGGUGUGGUCCAAGUCAUCAACAAGUCUGGAGGUGCUCCAUUCCGUGUAAAAGAUGAGUUUUUACUCCAAACGAUCUCCAAACUCAUCGCUUUGGCUAUCGAGAACUCGCAAUUAUUCCAAAGAAACCAGGAGUUGUGUUGGAAUGUGGGCAAGCUGAUCGCUGAUGGAGAUAUCGUUGAAGCAAUCGUGAGUCUUGGAACUGCUGCGGAACAAAUUAUUGGCGUUGAAGGUGCUGCUGUCUACGUCGUAGAUCCGGAUACUAAUGAACUCGUGACGUUCCACCACAAACGACGGCAUCGCAUCACUUUUUCUAGAUCAACUUACGCAGGGUCUUUGAUGGAGGAAGCGGUGCGUUCGCAACAACUCACGAUUGUCAAUGACAUGACAAAGGCAGGAUCAUUCAAUGCGUUUGUGGAUAGUCUCAAUGGAGUUUCUGCUCGCAAUGUCUUGUUCGCUCCGUUAAUGGUAGAAGAAGUGGAAGGGAUCAUCCCUGGGAUGAAUAGACUUGUUGAAAAUGCCGAUAGUGGAGAGUCGGUAUCUGUAGAUUCUGGACAGAUGAUGGUGGGAUUGUUGCAGCUUGUUAACACCACGAGACGCAAAACACACUUUGACGAACACGAUUUGUUCCUGUCGAUUGUCCAGAGUCAGAGUUGCAGUGUUCUGGCAGCUAUUCUCGAGAAACAGCGAAUGUUACGUCAGAAGGAACAAAUUGCGCUGUUAUUGGAUGCGUCAAUGUCAUUUUUCAAAGAAAUGAGUGUCGUCGGCGUCAUUAACGCAGUCUACAACGCCUGCGUGAGUAUCUUUGAUGGCGACACCACUGCUCACCUGUUCGUAUGGGAGGAAGGUGGCACUAUCCCGGUCGACAAGUUGCACGAACGUCACAUGUGGUCGUCUAAGAUCGCACCUCAAGCUGCUGCAGCACUCGCUCCGCAUAACUCAACUACGAAUAUUAAUCACCAAGGCUCGAGUAUGAGUUUUAUUCCGUCGCUAGGAGCUCAAUCGCGGAAGUUGUCAGUGGUGACAGAUCAGACGCUCCGUGCACCUACAACUGAGGGGUUAUUUCAACAAGUCCUUAUUAAGGGUAGUGCUGUCAUCGUAAAGAAUUGGAUCGAAGAAGAAGACGAAGAAGAAGCAGCUACCAGUCAACACAGCUCUAAAUUAACCAGUACAACACGUCGAGAGAGGUCAAAAGUGGAUAAUUACACGAUGAAGGCGACUCGCUCGGACAUGCGACUCGGAUUUACUCGCCAUUCCGUUGUGGCAUGUCCAGUUUGGAGCAGCUACGGUCAAGAGAUCGUCGGUAUCUUGGUAUUACUCUUUCCUCGAGACCAUCCAGCUGUAGCGGCGGGGUCUAGAAGCGAACAACUCAGUACACUCCCUAUUCUAACACGUCAGAUUUCUGGUGCGCUUAGCGUAUGUCACGACCUCAUUACGGUAUCUGCACGUGCUCGAAAGAUGCAGAAUAUGCUGGAACUAUCUCGACAAGCUCCGAAGGCUGCAGUUUCCCUCACGUUUACGUCUCGAGGCCACCUCGGAUCAUUCUCUCAACCUGUAAAUUUGUGCUCAAGAUCGUUCAACUCUCGUGCUCUUAAUACAGUCCUGCACCCUAUAGCUGCUUCAAAGCUGACAGUCCAUUCACUGUAUAUGGAUGACGAAGGUCAUCGUUGGGGCUUCCAGAUCUCUGGUGCGACUGCGCAUGAAAUGAGUUGCGAUCACUAUGUCCAAUGGAUUGGCAAGCAUGUGGCGCUCCCUGUUGGUCGUACUGAAGCGGAAGUGUUCGGGAAACUGCGCAUGGACCUACAAGGUGUCUAUAUACGCAAGGAAAAGAUCUCCGGUACCAUCGACACCCGUCAACACCAAGUCGAUGAAGUCGAUUCCUCGGAUGAAAUUGAAUCACUAUCGCGAUCUUUGCUAUUCAAACUCCGCCAGUUGCUGUGGGAGUUUACGGAUGCAACGUGGCAAGUGGAUGUGACUCGUGCCAGUCACAUGUUAUUCGGUGAGAAGAGGAUGCUGUCGAGAUCAGAAUUGGAGAGAGAAUUGGGAGGUGCAGGUGUUUCGUUGGAAGUUGGUGAAUGGGAUCAAAUUUAUGCUUGCUUUGAAGAUGACAGCGGUCUAGUAGAUGUGGAAACUAUGCUAGCAGCGAUACGACCACAACUCAAAAGAUUCCAUGUGAUAACGUACGAGCUUGCACCUGUACUAGACACCGUGACCCAGAUUGUUGUUAGCGUCCAGAUGCUACUUUUUAGUUGAUUGUAGAACACUACUCGGGAGAGUGGAAUACGAGCUACAGUACCACCAGCCAACGAGACUAAACGACUCGUUUAACGAGGAAGGAGACUCAUGUGUAUUACUGUAGUGGUAGUAGCUUAAGUUUCAACACGGAGUUGACCACGA